UCCAUGUUGGUGUAAAAAAAAGAGAGCCCCGAAGCUACCCAGGAAAAAAAAUAAGGGGACGGGGGUAGGAGCAAAAAACAUUCAGAAAAAAAAACUAGCGGCGUCGUCGUCAGCCGGUGCAUUUACUCCUAAAAAACCCCCCGCUUGGUGUCAACGUAUAUAAAUAUAUAUUUAGAGGGGUGGGAGGUAGAGAUAUUGUUAGUGUAUAGCAGGUUGAGCGUUGUUCAUUUAUUUGUUUAUUUAUUUAUCUAUCUAGCUCGGAAUUGAUUAUUUAUUUAUGUAAUAUACUGACAACAUUCCGACCAUGGUGCGCACUGGGAGUGAAUGACAGUGCUUCCGUGGCAUUCUGGAUGGAUGGCUGUAGGAGGUGCUGAGCCUGUCUGGAUGAUCCCGUGCGUUAGAUGUCCACUAGAGGAUGGCGGUGCUGAGAGCACUAAUCUGGGCAGUGCUGGUCUUUGGGCUUCUGCACGCAUCUCAUGCGGUGAAGAAGUACGUGAAGAAAGGCAAGGGCAAAAACAAAGGACUGGACCACUGCCCAUUCUCAACCACAAAGACCACACUGGCUCGGAAUGAUUCUAAGGAAGAGGUCACCAUUGUUAACACCACAAGCACCAUCAUCAACCGGAUGCUGCAAUUUUAUGACCCGCGCAUUCGGCCCAAUUUUAAAGGUCCACCUGUGGACGUUCGAGUGAACAUUUUCAUUAACAGCUUCGGGUCCAUCCAGGAAACCACAAUGGACUACCGCGUGAACAUCUUCCUGAGACAGAAGUGGAACGACCCGCGCCUGCGGCUGCCGCAGGACUACCACGGCUCGGACAUGCUCACCGUGGACCCCAAGCUCUUCAAGUGCCUCUGGAAACCCGACCUGUUCUUCGCGAACGAGAAGAUGGCCAACUUCCACGACGUGACGCAAGAGAACAUCCUGCUCUUCAUCUCGCGCAACGGCGACAUCCUUCUCAGCAUGAGAUUGUCUCUGACCCUGUCCUGUCCUCUGGACCUCACCCUCUUUCCAAUGGACACGCAGCGCUGCAAGAUGCAGCUUGAGAGCUUUGGCUACACCACGGACGACCUGCGGUUCAUCUGGGAGCCGGGAGACCCCGUGCAGAUGGACGAGGUUGCCCUCCCCCAGUUCGAUGUCGGCACUGACAACAUCGAGUACGGGAACUGCACCAAGUUCUACCAGGGAACAGGGUACUACACCUGCGUGGAAGUGAUCUUUACACUGCGGCGACAGGUCGGCUUCUACCUGAUGGGGGUCUACGCCCCGACCCUGCUGAUUGUGGUGCUCUCGUGGCUCUCCUUCUGGAUCAACCCCGACGCCAGCGCUGCCCGCGUGCCUCUCGGUAUUUUCUCGGUGCUCAGCUUGUCAUCGGAGAGCAUGUCGCUGGCCGCCGAGCUCCCCAAGGUGUCGUACGUGAAAGCCAUCGACAUCUGGCUCAUCAUGUGCCUGGUCUUCACGUUCGCCUCCCUCGUCGAGUACGCCAUUGUGCAGGUAAUCCUCAACAACCCCGGGCGGAUCGCAGCUGAGAAGGUGCGCCAAGCCCGCCGGCAGAAGCUUCGCGCCGCCGAAGAAGAGGAGCGAGCACUGCGGAGCGGCGGCGGUGGCGGCAGUGAUGCCACGAGACAUUCCUAUGGCGGCGGCGGAGUGGUCAGCGGGGGCGGCACUUUGGGGCGGCCUUCCCCACGGAUAAACGCGGCCACCAACGGCAUGGCCACGCCCGGUCACAUCAGCAUCCUGCAGGGAGGAGACUCGCGGUGCAAGCGCGUGUGCCAGUCUCGCUCGGACCUGCGCAUGGGCGACUUCAGCAUCGUGGGCAGCUUGCCGCAGGACUUCGACCUCACCAACUACGACUGCUACGGCAAGCCAGUGGAGGGGCUGGCCACGCGGCCCAACGGCAGCAUGCGUGGCGGCGGUGGCGGCGGCAAGAACGCCAAAAAGCCUCCGCCACCCAAGGCGGUUAUCCCGAUGGAGGCCAAGCGCGUGGACCAUUACGCCCGCGCUCUUUUCCCCUUCUGCUUUUUCUUCUUCAACAUAAUCUACUGGUCCGUGUACCUUUGAUGGUGGGCCAGCUCGGGUGUACGUUGGUUUUUUAAGGGUUUUAUUUUUUCGAUGAGGUGGAUGUGAAGGAAGGCAAAGGCAAAUCCUUUCACCUAACGUCCCACCGUUAUUGCCAGUCCCUUAAAAGUACUGUGACGGUAAAUCAUGGGGCUGAGAUGGAGUCGCAACAUUUGGUGUUUGUGUGAAGCAGCUCUGUUAACCUUGCCUCCACCAAUGAGACGAUUGUACAGGAACAUUGGGGAUCUUUAAAAAAAAAAAUGACCAUAGCAACAUUGACUCAUUCUUAAAUUACUCACGACUAAUUCUGCAGGGUUUUUACGAAUACAAAAUGACAGAAAAAUUCAUUUUAUACUUGCACACAUCUGUAAAACAGUAUAUUUAUAUAAUACACACACACGCAUAUUGCAUACAAUGCAUAUGAGGUAUAUAUACGUGUAUACAACACAGAGUAUAUAUUAACUUACAUAUAUAUGUGAUUGUAUGCAACACACUGAAGUAUUUCUCCAAAGGUGAAAGGGUUGUGGCUUUGUUUCCCUUCAAUGACAUACCAGAUUAGGCGUACACCUCCGCACAAAGAUGGACGAGACUCGCACUCGAGGAGCAGAAUUGAGUUACCAGCUAUCGUCAUAAAACAUCAGGGCUAAUUUAAUGACACCAGACUACUCGUCAGCUUAACUAGAAGCUCCCAUGGCAAUUGCAUAAGGAAUUUGACAGAAAACAACAUAAAAACAAAUAUAAGCAGAAUCAAACUCUUUCUGAUUGUUUCUUAUGUAUACCACAGCCUCUCAUUAUUCGAAUCAGUCAGAGGUAACAAGCCCCAUGGAGACUUAUAGAUGCACACUCGUUGUUUACAUGGUAAAGCAAGCCAUGUCAAGUUUAUAAAAUAUAUUUAUAUAUUAUGACCAAUAUUCUUGGGUCUUUCGGUAAAGUCACGUAGAUAGGUUCAAAGAAAAUAAGAUUUUUUUUUUAAAAACGACGUUUCGAUCGCAACACAAGCAAUCGUCAUCAGAAGAAAGAAAAAAAUAGCGGGAAAGCUGCUGAGGCAGGAUGUUUUGAACCUAUUGACGUGACUUUACCGAAAGACCCAAGAAUAUGAAUUCCUACAGUCACGAAAGCUUUAAGUCAAAAUAUUAUGACCAAGUUGAAAAAAAAGCAGUUCGGUUUUUGGAUAUAACCUAUUUUCAGUCAAUUACAUUUACAUCACUCAAAUCUGGGUUACAGCGAUGUUAGAGUAACCCAACAUUUGAGGGUUGCACCGUGACAAAGGGAAAUUAUUUUGUUUCAGUGUCUUAAUCAGUGUUGAUAUAAAAGUCACCCGUUUACAGUGAGUUUUCGUUAAAAAGCACAAGAGCCAAGCUCGGUUGUCUAGUAUACUCGCCACAUGACACUGCAUGCCGACUUCCGAUGAUUGCAGUGACAGUGCAUGCAGUGCGAAUGCUACAAAAUAACAACAAGGUCAUUGCCUUCAACCGCAGACACGAGCAUCUCGCUAUGCGGCCACACUGGCUGGUGACCACGUUCGUCAAGUGGGGAUAGUUGACUCCCACCCCCUCAGUAACAGACCAGCUUCACUGAUUUUGCUCGGGGGUAAUUGGCAAAGCAUUGUAGCAAAGUUUUGCGGCCAUGAGGUCGAAUUCACGGAUGGAAUUGCGCCCGCUCGAAGCAAAACACCAAUCAAUCCAUUGAGAUGAUGGUACGUAAGCUGUGCUCCACUAUAAACCGAACCAAUGAUCAAACCGCAGGUAUCUAUAUAAAUGUAUAGAUGAUUUCCAGUGCCCUUUCUAUUAUCGAUAUGCUUUAAGUUAUGAGAAGUUUAAAGGGUAGGUGCAUUAGAUUUAGUUGUGAUGUAUCCCCUUUUUUACCAGCUGAGUUGAGGUUUCAUCAGUUGGCGAUGUCAGUUUUGUUCACCUCGAAGCUGCUGUAUUAGUUUUUUCAGAUGGAUCUCACCAUUUGUGAGACCUCUGUCAUCAUUGUGCGAAUAGGAUAGCAGGCCAGUACUGUGCUGAUGACCCCUAAUGAGGUAGAACCAGCAUACUUUUUUUCUUCCAAUGUCUCAAAUAUUCAAUUUUAAAAAUAUAUAUACUUUGAAUGUUUUAGGCUGGUGGCUAAAGUUGUGGUACAUAUACGGUGUAGAGUAUAUGCGAUUUUGAUGACACUUGCAUGCUAUCGUGGCCACAAUUUUAGCUCCGCAUUGUUUAUUUCACCAUCUUUGUCACCGGGCCUGCUCAUGUAAUUGCUGGCUCAGGGAGUUCUUCUCCCUCGAUAAAUUGUAGUGGUGGGGGGGGGGGGAUUGUUGUCCCUCAGAAUCUUGCCAAUUGGACAAUGGCUCAAACACCACCGCCGCGGGUGGGUGACCUUUAGGCCGAAGAGCAGGUGGACGGUGGCUGUUGGGCACUCGCGUGCUGCCUGUAAGGAACCCUUUCCAGUGGUGUUCACACCGUAGAACAGUCAAGAGCGACUCGUGACACGGACAUCGCAAUAGGAAUUAUUAAAUGUGCGUUACAGGGAAAUGGGCAUGCUCAGCAAUUUGAUAUAAGCCAUUUAAUUCUUACUAUAACCCAUUCACUUGCUGGUAUAUGUACAGUAAUUAAAGAAUUUAUAUUCAAAAUACGAUUAUUUCUAUAAAAGAUUGCAACAACCCAUAAAUCAGACAUACUGUAUAGUCCUCCAUUUCUGCUUUCAUUGCUUAAUUUUUAAUCAAAUUAGAGUAGAUUGUGUUUGUAAAUGCAUUUCUGGAAAGUAUUGCUGAUAUUUUUAAUUUGACAAUCACAUUAAAUUACACUUGUCAAAUGAAUACUAGUAAUAACAACAGUCCUGGCUAAGUGAACGAAUGUAAUAUAUUAGAUGAUGUUUACCAUAUUCAGAUUAUUAGAUAAUCUAGAUGAGUAAGACGCGCCCUAAACUCGCUCCCAGUGUUCAUGAUGAAGUUGUACAAAUAUGGUCAUACACACAUACCGACUGGAUUGUAAGACUUAUGCCAACUGUUGCUUUACAAUACUGGGACAAGAGUGCAACUUAAUAAUCCAGAAAAUAUGGUGACUAAUGUCUUGGAAGCUCGUAUUAGUAAUAAGAAUGUGUGCCAAUUGUUGAGGCAGGUAAUGAACUGCUAUAUCUUUAUGCAGAAAAGACUUGUUAAAUGGUUACAUUCAGCUAACAGGAAAUUACAGGAAAUUGAUAUCGAUGUUUUUGCAGGAGCUCUGUUGAAUGGAGCAUAGGAAAACGGGCGGGCAUAUGGGAACUUAAACUAUGAGCUAGAGUUGUGCAUUUUAACGUGUGAUUAACCGCACACUGCGAGCGUACACCACAACUACAUUUAACACCUUUCACACCGUUUCCCACAACCACGAUCUAUGGUGAGUAGCAAAGCCCUCUUCCAGGCACUUAGCUUGGACAGCCCACUCAGACGAAUGCUACUCCUGUGUAUUUACUUUGUGCAAUGAGUAAAGCGACAAAAGUCAGGUCUGAGAUAUAUAUUGUUUGCAUCAACACCGCAUACUAUUUCUCCACACAAUCAGCAGCACAGAUGUAUUUUGGUUGGUCCUUGAGCUAUGGCUGCUUUCACAGCCACUUCACUGGCAAACCACCUUCCAUGUCCCACUUGGGCCCUGCUGGUGUAAUACUAUCAAGAUCCACGCCAUGCAGAGAUUCUCUCGGAUUUCCAAACAUGUGGGAGUUCAAAGGGGCUACAUUUGGGAUGUAUGCUGGAUUCGUCAGAUUAUCCCAUCCAAGCUUUCCUAACAAUUUCAGCGUUGCACGUGCAGAGUGUGAGCACUCAAAAGUUCAUGCUGACAUAUCGCUUCCCUUUUCCGAGAGUCCACAGUGGUUUUAAAGAAUGUCGGACUUCUUUAUGUCUACAGGUUACAAGGUGAAGCACUGGUGACUUAAUUUGCUGCCAAGUAACUGUUAUCAGACACUUCAUGGCCCCCCAAAAAUUUGCAUUUGUAUAUUAAAUCCUACUCUGGGCGCCAUGGUAGCAAGAUAUUAACUACCUCACCCGGUAUACAGGAAGCCGUGGGUUCAAUUUGGAUCCUGAAACCUGUAUAUUUGGAGUUUGCAUUUUCUUCCCGUGGUUAGAUUUUUCUCCGUGUCCUCCAGUUUUCCUCCACAUUUAUAAACGUGCGUUUAGAGUAUUUAGCUGCUAUACAUUUCUACCUAAUAUGCCACUUCGUUGAGCUAUAAUUUGUGGUCAGUUCGCUUCUGAAAAAAAGCUAUAUAUCUCAGUGGGCUUUACCUGGUAUAGCUCAAUGAAGUGGCUUAUCACGUGGACAUUUAUAGCGGCCAUAUAGUCAAAACCCAUGUUCUAUGGUUCUUUCGGUAAAGUCACGUAGAUAGAAAAAAAUAAAACCCAUGUUUCAAAAUGUGGAGGGAAAAAUCCGCUCGACCACGGGGAGAACGUGCAAACUCCAAAUAUGCAGGCUUCAGGGUCGGGCUCAAACCCACGAUCUGCUGUAUAGCAGGCGAGGUAGUUAACAUCUCUCCACUGUGGCACUCUAUGCUCGUCGUGAUCGUAAAUGUGUCCAUGAUUUAUAUAUUCACAACUAUAUUGUAGCUUCAUACUUUGAUAACUUCAAAUUGUCUCAAAGGAUAAUAUGUGAAUAAUAGCUAACUGUUCUUCUUAUGUGCAGUUAUAGAAGAGCAAGACUCCAUAUUUUAUUGUGAUAAUGUGUGCAUUUCGGUGAACGUUUCUGGAAAGAGAAAACAUUGAGUACAAGGGCCACGUCCCAUUAAUUAAACAAUGUUUUACUGAUAUUGCACUGGCAUCGGAUACAUCACUAUGAAACUUGUUGUAUUACAACCCUCACAUUGAAGCCAUACACACAUACUCUACAAUGACAAAUUAUUUCCCAGGUGUAGCCCUGUAGACUGCUACAAAGACCAAGAUCACCCAUUUGACCACAAUGUUGGGCAGUUGAUACGAGAAAGUUCCCAUAAAAAUUGGCAUGACACAUAUACUGUUGGUUUACACACGUCGCCAUAUAUAUUUCAGAUGAAGCUUACCUAUGGGAGCCCCUGUACAUGUUUAUAUACCACUCGCUAAUAUGUACAACCAACUAUUAAUCCUACAUCUUGAGAAUCAUGGAUCUUUAUAUAAACAACAGCAUCCCUCUCUCUUAAACACAGAUAGCACGUUGCCUUCUAAACUGUGGGGCAAGCGAUUUGGUGAGCACCUUGUUUGUAUGUUGAACUUCUUUCGCACCGUACGUAGCCAACCGGGCUAAUCGUAGGUGUCGGGGAAGGACGACAAAGGCUUAAGGUUGGCAUUGCAGGCAUGCAGAGUUCCAUGGCCGGCUCCAUUUCUCUGCAGUGCUGACGUUUACAGACCGGCAAUAGGCACUCACUUGAGGCAGAGUUGACCUGGUGAAGACGGAGCCCAUGUUACCUGCUAAAUGACAUGCCAACGUUGUUAUACAUAGCUCGUAAUUGAAUCCAAGACACUGGGAUCGUCACAUAGCGUAGUUCUAGCCGAAACACCUCGAUUAUUAUUACACACAAUAUACCGCCUUCACUCACAUACAUACAUAUGUAUACAAGGCACAGAUAAACAUUUGCAUCGUAAUAAUAUGUUACGAAAAAGGUAAACAGCCCACAGGUAUUGGUAACGCUGAAAUGUAUGUUCUGUUAGGCCAAAAGCAGCCUGAAUGCAGAGUUGUAAAACAUUUCACAGCAGAAGGCAGGCACUACUUCUCACAGAGGUGGGUUGCUUUUGGGAUAUGCCCACUCCUACUGCAAAUGUUUAACUUCUAUUGUAAAAUGUAUUUUGUGUGAUAAACCGUAGCACAUACCUUUAAAGUGUUGCUGUGCGAUGGACUGCAGCGUGUAUCCUAGAUUGCCAACACGGUUGUUGGGACAAACACCGUCUGCCAACAAACCACUUGAUAUACAGCUGCAGCUCAUUAAUGGUGUCUAUUAGCGUUGGGGAACCCAUAACUUGUACAGCAUUGACCCAGAGACGGUGAUUACAGUAAAUAUUAAAGUAUUAAAUUGCAAUUAGUAUGCAUGCCACAGUCGUAUUUUUCAAGUGUGAGUUUAGAUGUAAUAUGAACACACUUGUAAAAUUAAUCCAGUGUAUGAACCGGUGUGUGUGUGCUCAGCUAAGCAGCUCGAUGACGCUUUGAUUCAGCUUUAGGGAAUUCGGCACAGCGAUUGAUUGCAACGAGUAGAAUUAUCUUUGGAUGUGGCAACAAAUAUCUAACGGAAGUGACAACAAACAAAAUCACAGCGACGACAGGCAGAUUGCUGGCAGGGCUUUAAUUUCUCAUGGAAUAUAUUCCUGGGCCACACCCCUCAAGCCCUCCCCCCCCAAAGCCUGGCCCCCUCCCCUCCCCCCUACCAUUCAAAAGCGGGCGAGGGGGCGGGCAGUCAUAUAUUCAGAGCUUAGCCCCGGACAGCUCCCACUGAAAUGAAGCCCUGUGAUUUGCAGUUGACGAGGUUAGAUUUCUUACGGUUCACUUUUUGCAUUGUUGCAAAUGCCGUGUUUUAUUUGACUGUCCGUGUGUGUAUGUAUGCUGACAUCUUAUUUACAGCAAUUGCUCAGCCAACUUAUUUGCAAGUUAAAUUAAAACAUGACGUUAAAAUGCAACAGUGUUUGUUAUGUAUAAUCUGAUCGAUUGUAACACGAUUGAAUGGAUACAAAAUCAUGAAACAUUUAUCAUACUACAAUUAGUUGACAUCAUUUUAGCAAUUCUAAGUGAAUACGAAUGUGUGUACUUUAAAAUGUUCGGAUUAUAAAUCGCUUCCCUUGAAGAGGUCACAUAAUUGGGUUGCUGCUCAAAUUUAGUUCGACAUUUCGUUCUUGUAAACUUUCAAAUUAAUAUUUACGUGACUUUACCGAAAGAACCAAGCAUAUGCAUUCCGGCAGCCACGAAAGUUUUAAGUCUAAAAUUCAUAUUUUUAUUCACACGAAGUUGGGUUUUC
Molecule: messenger RNA, 8974 nt
Organism: Lethenteron reissneri (Far Eastern brook lamprey)
Lineage: Eukaryota; Metazoa; Chordata; Hyperoartia; Petromyzontiformes; Petromyzontidae
Gene: GLRB
Product: glycine receptor beta
Biological process (GO): monoatomic ion transmembrane transport
Cellular component (GO): membrane
Molecular function (GO): extracellular ligand-gated monoatomic ion channel activity; transmembrane signaling receptor activity
Source: RefSeq, a predicted model, not a curated record